AUGGUUUCCAGCGACAGCGACGCAAGAUGGCAGCGAUGGGCAAGAUGGCAGCCACCACGGGCUUGGACAAUUUAUGAAAACCGAAUAUACAGCCUUAAAAUAGAAUGUGGACCUAAAUACCCAGAAGGACCUCUCUUUGUAAGAUUUGUAACAAAAAUUAAUAUGAAUGGAGUUAAUAGUUCUAAUGGAGUGGUGGACCCAAGAGCCAUAUCAGUGCUAGCAAAAUGGCAGAAUUCAUAUAGCAUCAAAGUUGCCCUGCAAGAGGUCCGGCGCCUAACGAUGUCUAAAGAAAACAUGAAACUCCCUCAGCCGCCCGAAGGACAGUGUUACAGCAAUUAA
Molecule: messenger RNA, 339 nt
Organism: Neomonachus schauinslandi (Hawaiian monk seal)
Lineage: Eukaryota; Metazoa; Chordata; Mammalia; Carnivora; Phocidae
Product: ubiquitin-conjugating enzyme E2 variant 1-like
Exons: 1
Coding region: 1-339 (112 amino acids)
Source: RefSeq, a predicted model, not a curated record